Messenger RNA from Linepithema humile (Argentine ant), 3840 nucleotides. Lineage: Eukaryota; Metazoa; Arthropoda; Insecta; Hymenoptera; Formicidae. The record is from RefSeq and is a predicted model, not a curated record.
UUUUUAUACCAGUAGCGCCACGAUUAAGUGACGAUACCAAAAACUAUCUGAAAUGCAGCCAAUUGCGAUUGCUGAUUUGAAAACGAGCGAUCUCUGUGUGUGAUAACAUCUUUUAUAUUCUAAUACUGCAAUAAAGAGGUUAGAAUGCAUAAAGUGAUCAGAUGAGAAAAAUCUGUAAUUGUCAAUGCAUUAAUGCCAGUAUCUGAAUAUAACAUUUUGUAUCUUUGAUUUGUUCAAUUUUGCCAAGAGUAUACUUCUUCGGAAAACCUAAAAGUAAUACUAUUUUUGUACUAACAUUUUCUUUAUAAACAUUUGGAACAUUUGUAUGUCAGAUUGCAUCAAAAUACCCGAAAAUCGCCAAAGAUUUCUUUUUUCUGUGGAAGAUUUUCUGUGAGUCUGCUACAAUUAUGGCAGUUACAUAUCCCCGUAGUAUCAGUGAAUAUUACCGAAACUUGUUACAACAGUUUGCAAAUCGCUGUCAAACAUCAAACGGAGAUAUCUCAGACCCGGACUGGAUCCUGUAUCUGCCUAAAGAAGAGAACAAUGAAUCUUCUAAAAAGGACAAACGAAAGUUACGGAAACGUAUACACCUUGUGCCGGGAGUACCACACAUACGGGCUUCCGAGAUAUUCGAAAUCGGAUACGUCGCAGGCACGGAGAACCGAUAUCUCGAACUGAUUUCUGCGGAAUGGCACAACACAAAAGUGACGCUAAAAAGACACGUUUAUCCACCAUGUCGGGAUGCAAUAAAAGUAGAUGUGGAAAUUCUUAGCGAAAUUCGACAUCCGAAUAUACUGUUGUUAAUGGCCACAACGCAUAUGAAUGAGCACGGUCUCGUCUCUAUUUUUGAACCUGUCGAUUGCACAUUGUAUAAUUAUAUACACGAGCAAGGAGAACGGAUAAAUAUACAAAGAAUUAUGCAAAUUGGUAUAAAAUUAGCGGACGCAUUAAAAUACUGUCACAUGCGUGGAUACAUUCACGGAGCGAUCAGUUCGCAUUGCGUUUAUUUUGCAUCCGAUACAACUAUCAAGCUUGGUGGAUGGGAAUUGGCCAGACAAAUUGAAAACAUUUCUGUAGAACAUGAUUAUGAAAAGUACUUGCGACUGGAGACCUUCAAGUGGCAAGCACCGGAAAUGUCCUAUGGACAAAAUCCUAGCAAGAAAACCGAUGUUUAUUGCUUACUAUUGUUACUUUGGGAAAUGUGUACAGGAAAUAUACCAUGGUGUGGAUUCGAUCAGUCAAAUGUAAAACGGCGAUACGCAAUGCGAAAACGCGAUGUCGUUGUAAAUUUGCAAAAUGUCCCAUCAAUUCUCCAUAAUUUAUUAGAGGCUGGAUUACAACCUGACGAGGCGAAAAGAACAUUAGACAUGGAAAAAAUAGGAAAGAAACUUCAUAGACUGCUGAUGAUAUACGAAGAGACAGAAGAAAAAGAUGGCACAUGUGCUAUAAAUGAGUGCGGAAACAAUAAUAAUGAUCCUUUAUACAAUGACACAUUAAGCAGAAAAGUACCUCCUGCGUUAACUGUAGGAAAUAAAAAAUUCAUUAAAAACGACCAAUCAAUUCGUACUGUGAUAGAAAGAAGAUCGCCCGAUCAAUUUUUCAAGUCUAAACAAGUGGAACAAUGUAAUGGAGAGUUGAAGUCCAAAAAUGAUACAAAAAAUAUUAGUGCGUCUACAUUCAAUAAUAGUAUUGUGAGUCCAGUGACCAAAGUAGAAAUUGUUACUCCCUGCACACGUUGUGCGGAGAUUUCAAAUAUAGUGCAAAAUAUCGACGACGAAAGUGAUGCACGAACCAAUAUAAGACGAUUGAAAGAAUUAAUAGCUAGUAAGAGGGAAAACUUCUUCUUAGGGAUUGAUGAUUCUACAUUCUCUUCGUUCCCAGCUACAAGUCCGAAAGCUACAAGCACAUUAUUGUCGCAAACGAACAGUCCCGAUUAUGUGCUAUGUAAACCAGCUAGUCAUACUAUUACUAUGGAGCCUAAAUUCAAAUCACUGAGUGAAUAUGGGGCUAUCCGAUAUAAAUCAUCGUAUGCUCAGCCACGAAAGGCACCGUACACGAGUAUGCCUGAGAGCAUUAAACAUGCAAUAAUACAACCUAAAGUUUUGCAUUCCGAUGCUAAAAGUUUUUAUGAAUCAACAUUAUGGAGAAAAGAAAAAGAAAUUUGCAUAUCUCGAAUGGGACGUGACAAUAAAGAAUAUAAAAAAAGUUUACCACUGUCGCAAUCAAUUAAUGACGUCACUCCUGUCAUUAAUAAUGAUAAAAUACAAUAUUCCAAGAAUAGUUCAACAGAUACUAAUAAUACAUAUACUAUUAAAGCUACAAAUGGUAAAAUUUAUACUGAAGAUACCAAAGAAUCAUCACCAAAAAACGUGAGAAGUAUUCCUGUGUCCAUAAACGUUUCAACUUCUCCGCAUAAAUCGAUACAAGAUCUGAAAAACGCUCUCGAUCGUGCCACGAAGAUAAUACACUCGACAACACCUUCCAAAAGUUGUCAUUCCAACUUGAAUGAUAUACAAGAACGCGAAAACCUGUAUGAAAUGAAAUAUGACGAAGAAGAAAUCAAAGUUAUCGAAAACGGAAUGUCUGAUAAUGAAAAUUUUCUGGGAAUAAAUCGAUUUGCAAGUACAGAAAAUAAUGAAGUUGUAGAGCAUGAUGAAAUUUUCAAUCAAGCUUUCAUUAAUAACAAAACACUCGGUUCCGCGAUUACAAGAUCAUCAAGUGAAUCUGGAAUAUCAACGCGGGAUCAACAACCAACAAAUUCGCAAGAAAUAAAUAAAAAUAAAACUGCUUUUUCAAAUGAAUGUAUGUUUUCGCAAGAAAGAAUAGAUUUGAAAUCAAAUGAGAAGGAAUAUGUUAAUAUAAAUGCUAUCUCUAAGAAUAUUGGAAUAAACGAUGAACUGAAAAGACGUUCUUUACCAGCAAGGCUGAAUAAUUUGGGUAUACCGUUUAGUCCAGCAAAGAUUACUCAUAAAAAAAAUGCGCAAGACAGCCAGUAUACAAUCGAGGAGCUAUAUAUCGAUGAUGAUGAAUUCGGAAGUAGGUUAAAUGAUAAUCUAGCUCUUUUAGAUGAUAUGUAUUUAUUAAAUACUGGCCAUUUAAAUCUACUAAAUAUUUUAAAUGACAAUGAAAGUCUACCUCAGACUACAGAAUUGUAAAUUAUCUUGGAUUUAAUUUGUUCAUUUGUUCACACAUGUGUAAAAAUCAUAUUUUUUUUUAUUUUAUAAUUUAUUUCUGCCAUGUUGACGAUAAAAUCAAUAUAAACUUUUAUUUCAUGGCAUUUUGACGAUAUAAUUAAUGUGAGCAAUAUUAAUUUAAUAACAAUUACUUAUUUCUUGUGACAUAUUCAUGUUUGCGAACACAAAUAAUCUAAUAUUAUACAAGAUGUUUCAAGAAAUACUAAGUAAUUAAAAAAAGAAUUUUGUUAUUAAUAAGUAAACUAGGACAUAUGUUAAACACGUUUGUAUUUAUUUAUACAUACCUAUAAAAAUAAAUAUUUAAAAUAAAAUUAAAUAACGUUAAUAUUAACUUAUCAUAAAUUUAUUUCAUUAGACAAGUAGAACAUUUUGUAUACGAUUUUAGAUUAUUUGCUACACUUAUUUUACAUAACAUGCACAAUUGUCUUGUGCAUUAAAGGUAUAAAAAUUACGAUCAAUGUUUUCUUGCGUUUAUUUCAUAGAUUAAAAGUUACAAUGUAUAAAUAAAAAGAAAAUUGUUUCUCAUAAAAAUAAAUAUAAGAAAGUUAAAUAUGCUUCACUGUAUCCCCAUUUUCUUGUGUACAUACCCUAUUUUACUUAUAACACAUAUUAAUCAUUGCAUUAACUACAUGUAAUAAUAAAAUUA